CUGCUGCUGGUCUUCUCGAUAGCCUAGCAUUACCUCAGCUCGCUACUAGCGGUGGAGACUCGCUGUUGGCGCAGGAUGAACCGAAUCUGGACGCAGCGGACGAGUUUUAUGUGCUAAAAUCGAUUAAAAUCAUAUCGAUUAACUUUAUUUAACUGUAGUUAAUUCGAUUAAAUCUUAAUCGAGGUGAAUAUCGUCGAGUUUCUGGUCUGUUAGCUGCGAAAGGCAGUGGUUUGCUAUCGCUAGCUGGUCAGCUUCAGGCUAGCGGCAGUUUCCAAGAUUAAUUUGGGUGGUUAACUGACCCAAACAUGGUGAGACCUCGCUCAGGUUCUCCACGGUCUAAACCAAGACCCUAUUCUGACAGCUACCACAGCGAGCACCAUGGUGAGCGAUUUGGCCCCUCUUCCAGGAGUCCGAGGGGAUUCCGAGGCCCCUCAGGUAAGGCACCGCCGAGCUGGCAAGAGAACAACAGUGGAGGACCACAUCCAUACAACAAGAGACCACCUUUAAUGGGAGAACCCAGGGAGAGGCACUGGAUGUCACACAACCAGGAUAACUUCAGGCCAUAUGCUGGCUCACAGGAUUCUCAACGUGGCCGAAGAAGGCCUUCCCCACCACGUUCAAACCGCCCCCCACCCCUUCAACACAGGAUGUCACCUCACAGUCCCUCGCAUGGACCCCCAGGCCAACACAGGCCUUCAUUCCGUGGGAACCACGUUUCUUCUUCACCCCGUCACUUUCAUGGCCCUCCGUCAGACCGGAGGGGUCCUUCUCCUAACAGUAACUUCAGACCCCCUCAGCGACACCGAAGUCCUGCCCAGGAGCAGGAGAGGAGCUGGGGCCCCGAGAGGUCCUUCAACCGACCGGUUCGUGGAGGGCACCGUUGGAACGGCCCAGGGGGCUACAAUCACCCCAAUGGGCAAGCUAGGUUCUCUGGCUCGCCCCAGAGGAAGCCCAGGGAGUUUCACGAGAGGAGCUCAUACCCAGAGAGGUGGUCUGCUGAGAGAGAUCCACGGAAGCAGCAUGGAGAAUUAGGAAGACCACGAGGCAGGGAAAGGCCUGGGCACCAUUCCCCAGAUUGGGCACACCGGGAAGGGUGUAACCCCCACCACAACCGCCCCCCUUUCAGAUCGCCUUCAUGGAAAGCAGGACCACCGCCCUCUUCGUCUGGUUCGUCUUCCAGAUUCCACCCACCACCGCCACUACGUCCACAGGACAGGCCCCCCAUGCGUCCGCUGAAGAGGCUUGGACAUCCUCCAUUGUCCGCAGACGUGGAGCAUGGACCGCCCAAGCGCUUCCGCAGGGAGUUGUCUAUUCGCCCUCUACCCCCCAGGGGUUUUGGAGGUCGUGGCCUGUCCCUCAAGGACAAAUCUCGGCUCUUGAAAGGGCGAAAGUUUAGAGAAGAAUCUGUGGCACGCUUCAAAAUGCCGCCACCAAGGCCAAGACCUUCAGACAAGGUACAGAAGGCUAAAGAACCGAAGACUCAAAGAGAAUCAAAAGAAGAGGAGGAGGAGGAGGAUGCUGAUGAGGUUGAGGAGUCGUCAUCCACAGGAGCUUCAAGCCGCUCCAAGGUCCCAUUGAAGAAAAGUGUCAAGAGACCUGGGCCAAGAAAGCUGCAGCCCUCUGAAAUGGAUUCCAAGUCGGCCGAUCCUGAAAGGAACGCCGAGACACAGGUGGAAUCCCGCCGCUCUGUAAGAGCACACAGCUCUUCACCCAUAGAGAGACAGCUGACUCGUGACCUAGUCGUGGUUUCCCAUUGGGAGGCUGGAGCUAGACCAAGUUCUAGCCCUAAAGAUGGCUCUCACUGGAGGAACAAGCCAACCAAGAGUAAGAUUGAUAAUUCGAGCUCUCGAGACUCGAGCUUAACUCUGAGUGAGCGUUUCGGCAAACUGCAUAACCUUGGAUCUUCUCCACAUGCCCAGGAGGUAGAACGACGGCUGUCUGAUGGCCCUGAAAAAACCUUCAGGAAACCAGUUCCUUUUCAGAAGCCUGGAUUACGUCCUAGUCUGGGGUUUAAGAAAGGUCCGUGUCCUGAUGGAGUGUUCAGAAGACCUUUAAUGGCCACCAUCAUUCCUCGUCCACCCCUCCAUCAGAAACCUGUAUUCAGGAAAAGCCAGAGCAUCAUGUCCAAAUACAGAAACCUGCAGACGCUCCGCCACAAAGCUCCGCCCCACCCACGCCAAGCUACCAGCUACCGCCGCUGGUGAAGCUCCUGCAGAUGACUGUUUAUUGUAUGUGAAGGUUCUUGAGUCACUGUGGAUAAAGAACCUGCGACCACCUCCACCUCACCUCCACCUGCGUCUGACCUGGCUUCAUGCUUCCGCCGCCUAAUGAUUGGCCUCUUCUCUGGGUUAAUAAGCCCCGCCCCCUCCCUCCUUUAUCUGUUCUGAAAACUUCAGACUCUUCUAAAGGGUUUCUGAUCUCACUGUAUCUGUAUUUAUGGAUCUCGAUUGCCAAAGUUUAGGUUAAUCUUCACCGUGUUCUCCUUCGGUUCUGCUUCCUGGUGUUCUGGUUCAUGGACUCGUCAGCAGGACUUUCACUGGCUGCAGCGUGUCGGCGAGACGGUUGUGUGGAGUUUCUGCUUUUUCUUUUCUUUAAUCUCCACUUCAGCUUGUGUGAUGAUGAACAUAUCAGCCCUGAUGAAUCUGAGAGAUAAACAGCAGCUUCAUCAGGAGGAGAUCUGCUGCAGAUCUGCUGCAGGUAUAAAUAUAUAAAUGUAUAAAGUUCUGCUGCACUGAGUGACGGCCUCCUUCUGUUCUACUGCAGUUAUCGGUGUUUGAUCUGCAGAUUAAAGUCGGGUUUUCACAGAUCUGAGUGAUGCAUUAUAAUUAUAUUCCUCUUUAAAGCUCUUUGUACAGUCCUUCAGAUAAUUAUGUACAUUGUUUAUAGAGAUUUCAAUAAAAAAAACUGGAACUUUUUGUG
Molecule: messenger RNA, 2919 nt
Organism: Astyanax mexicanus (Mexican tetra)
Lineage: Eukaryota; Metazoa; Chordata; Actinopteri; Characiformes; Acestrorhamphidae
Exons: 10
Coding region: 306-2204 (632 amino acids)
Source: RefSeq, a predicted model, not a curated record